UGUUGUCCGUCUGUUGCUAAGCUCCGAACAGUUGUUGUGGAGCAGAUGCUUGAAAAGGCAUGCUGGGGCUUGUAGUUCUGAAUCUGGUUUCGGUGCACUAACUGUAAUGAUGUGGAUCCCCGGCAAUAUUUACUAUGCUUUGACUGUGACUACUUUAUUCUCCACUCUUGCAAGAUUGAUGGUGGAUCCUGAGGAUGAUCCCUUUAGGAGUUUUCUGCACAAAGACCAAAAAUGACACGUCAUGGAAAAAACUGCACAGCCGGGGCUGUAUACACCUACUACGAGAAGAGGAAAGAUACAGCUGCUUCGGGGUAUGGUACUCAAACAGUUCGUCUCAGCAAAGAUGCCGUGAAAGAUUUUGAUUGUUGUUGCUUGUCCCUACAGCCGUGUAAAGACCCAGUAGUAACGCCAGAUGGAUACAUCUUCGAGAAGGAAGCAAUACUGGAGUACAUCUUGCAUCAGAAAAAGGAGAUUGCUCGUCAAAUGAAGGCCUAUGAAAAACAGAAGAAUGAGAAAAAAACUGAAAUGGAAGAAUUAAACAAAGCUGCCAAAGAAUCCAAAAUGAAAGCUUUCCUCAAUAAAGAGAUGUCAAUCAUCAGUAAACCACUGAACCCUUUUACAAGGAAAGCAGAGAGCAGCGAGGCAGCAGAGGAGGCCGGCAGCAGUAGUCAGCAGAACGGUGAGGAGAAGAAUAAGCAGCUUCCCAGCUUCUGGAUCCCAUCACUGACGCCAGAGGCAAAGUCAACACUCGUGAAGAAGCCGGACAAGACCGUGUACUGCCCCAUGAGCGGGAGAUCCCUGAAGAUGAAAGACUUGGUCUCUGUGAAGUUUACUCUGGUAGAUGACAAGGUGGAUCGCGUGGGCCUGAUAAAUCGCCAGGACCGAUACGUGUGCGCGGUGACUCGAGACAUGCUGGGAAACUCUGUACCUUGUGCGGUCCUGCGGCCCUCAGGAGCGGUGGUCACCCUGGAAUGUGUUGAAAAGCUCAUCAAAAAAGAUAUGACGGAUCCAGUCAGUGGGGAUAAGCUGACUGAGAAGGACAUCAUCGUGUUGCAGAGGGGAGGGACAGGAUUCUCUGGGUCUGGAGUUCAACUGGAAGCUAAAGAAGCUCGGCCGGUCAUGCAGGCAUGAAGCUCUCACUGCGGCAUCUGUUUGUCUACAUCUGUUUGUCUCUGUGCUUUCUUGUCCUUCAAGCUUAUUUUUCCAGUUAAGACUUAAAGAUGGCAGAUCAAAGUCUGUGUGCAAGAUGCCUAUUUUAUGGUACGUUUACAUGUGUAUUGUGCUGCAGAUUUUCUGCUGCUGAUUUUCCUACCCUUUAUCUUCAAUGUGUAGAAAAUCUGCAGCACAUGAGCGUACCCUUAGGUAUUUUUUGCUGCAGAUUUGCUGCAGCCGAUUUUGUUGCUCAUUAAAGGGAAUACUGUAGUGUAAUAUAACUUAUCUGAAGGAUAGGGGAUAAGUUAUAGAUCGUGAGGGUCCGACUGCCAUAGAGAUACAUGGAGGGGGCGUGUCUUCUGCGGUUCUUCCUUUAGAAUGCCAGGGUGCCCCGUACAUGAGCCUUCGGAUAGGGAAUAAGUAAUAUUCCACUACAGUACUCCUUUAACUUAAAUAGGUAGUAAAAUCUGCUACAGAAUAUCUGCAACAGAAAAUAUGCAGGUGUUAACUGACCUUUACAGUGGUUUCACACCAAGCCACCUGUGUUUUUGUUUUUUCGGUCAAAGAGGAGUGGAUUCAGAAGGUAUGAAAAAUAUAAAGGAUGGACCUACGCUCUUUCUUCCUGCUGAAUGCUUUCCUUCCUUUUGGGUCAAAAAUCUGCAUUAAAAAUCUGCAGCGUAGUUUCUCCAAAAAUGUUCUGUGUGAUUUAUACACAUGGCAAAAGCCAAAAGUGAAUUAAAAAGAAAUGGGAAAUAUAUAAGAACAACUGAUACUUCUCCUUCUUUCUGGAUCCAUUUCUGACUUUAGCUUAAAAACUGCAGUGAUGGUUUUCCAAAAAAGCGCGGUGCGUGAUGGCCGCUUUAGACUGAGUUCACACAUAGUAAGUUGAUCAGUGUUUUUAGGCAACAUUAGGAUGGGUUCAAAACACAAGUCUGUAUAUCUUUCCAUUAACCCCUUAAGGACGCAGCCCUUUUUCACCUUAAGGACUGAGCCCUUUUUCCCAAUUCUGACCACCGUCGCUUUAUCAAUUAAUAACGCGAAAACGCUUUUACCAAAUAUUCUGAUUCUGAGAUUAUUUUUUCGUGACAUAUUCUACUUUAUUUUGGUGGUAAAUUUUCCGCGUUCCUUGCAUCCUUUUUUGGUGAAAAAUCCCAAAAUUUCAUGAAAUUUUUUAAAAUUUAGCAUUUUUCUAACUUUGAAGCUCUCUACUUGUAAGGAAAAUGGAUAUUCACAAUAAAUUUUAUUUUUAUUGAAAAAUACAAUAUGUCCACUUUAUGUUGGCAUCAUAAAAUGGACAUAUUUUUGCUUUUUGAAAAAAUUAGAGGGCUUCAAAGUAGAGCAGCAAUUUUCAAAAAUGUCAUGAAAAUUGCUAAAUCUGAAGGGACAGAUGUUACAGAACUACAACUCCCAGCAUGCCUGGGCAGUCCAGGCAUGCCGAGAGUUGUAGUUUGGCAACAUCUGGAGGGCUACAGUUUGGGCACCAUUGUAACAGUGGUCUCCAAACUGUGACCCUACAGAUGUUGCAAAACUACAACUCCCAGCAUGCCCAGACAGCCUUUAGCUGUCAGGGCAUGCUGAAGUUGCAGUUUGGCCUUCCUAGUGGUUGCCACAGUAAAGAUCAUCUUACUUUCACUUUCAAUCCCCCCUCCCCACCACCGAUGAUUCCCUACCUGAGCCAGGAUCCAGCAGUCUCAGCGAAGAUCCCAGGUCCCCAGGCAUCUUUUCCUGCAGGUACGGCCUCCAUCUUCUUCCAACGAUCCCCUUGACAUUCCGGGGCGGGCGGAACAGGGGUUGCCAUGGCAAACCCCUGUCCUGCGCUGCCAUUGGUCAGAACUCCGUUCUGCUAAUGGCAGGGGAUAGGAGGAGACCGCAGCUCUGCGACCUCACUCCUAUCCCUUAGGCUGAUCAGUGCUGUCUCUGACAACUCCGAUCCGCCCUAUUUACCGGGUGACCGGGUCACCAGAGACCCGAUCAGCCCGGAAUUGGAGAAAAUCGCAUGUCUGAAUCGACAUGCGAUUUUCUCCGAUCGCCGAUAUGGAGGGGUCUCAGGACGAUGUGCCGGGAUGCCUGCUCAAUGAUUUCAGCAGGUAUCCCGAUCCGGUCCCCAACCGGCUAGCGGCGGGGACCGGAAUUCCCAUGGGCGUAUCCAUACGCCCUCGGUCCUUAAGGACUCGGGAUGCAGGGCGUAUGGAUACACCCUGUGUCCUGAACAGGUUAAAGUUUUUACUGUGUCUUUUUCCACUCCUGGUUUUGCCUAAAAAAUACUGAUCAAAAUAUUGUGUGAUCCCAGCCAGAGGUCAAUUUGAGUUAAGUGUAAUAAAUACGCAUUUUUGUGUCGAUGAUAUGGCCAUUUUUUUCCGUUUUGGGUCAUUAAAGAGUACCUUUCAUGAUCUUGUUAAAUGUUAUAAUCCUCCCAGUUCACUGCCCCCAUCAUGAUAAACCACCCCCUGCCUUUAUUUUUAUUAUUUGUUAGUUUUCUACCUUGAUAUUGCUCUGUAUUUUCUUCUCAGUCAGAUUCACAGACUGGGAAGGGGCGUUCCCCAGCAGGUGUGACAUCAUCUAAAGCCAUACAGGGGAGAACUUUCUCCCUCACUCUGCUACACACAGCCCAGAGCAGUUCAGUGUGAGAUGAGCUGUGAUUGGAUAAGGCUGCACACGCACCCCUCAGCACUCCAGAUUGCAUUUCCUGAAUUUGAACUUCUGCCAGGCCAGCAGGAGUCCAAAGUCUGUGCAAGAGAUGGUGGGAAAUGUGCUCUGGACAAGUAGGGAGACGCCUAGUGGCAGCUUUUUUUAAACGCAAAUAAAACAUAGAAAACGUCUUUUUAUUUAUUUUUUUUUUAUUUUUUUUUUUUAUCAAAGUACAUUAGAAAGAUUUUUUUUAUUUACCAUAAGGAGUGCAAUAGCAAACAUUAGUUUUAAUGUGUGCCCAUUUAAGACUGGUGGUCGAGGUGGAACUAGUGGCAGUAAUAUAGUCGAAAAAUGCACCUGUUUAUCUGAAACAGCCGUAAUGUGGCAUCCAUCAAAUUUUCCAAACUGUUGGCAUUCUAAAAAAAAAAAAUAAUUCCAACAUUCUGGAAGAAGAAAAAAUAAAUACCAGUCUUCUGCAUCGAGUUACAUACUGGAUCGUGAUUUAUGAAGUUUUUUAUUGUUUUAGUUGAUUUGUCAUUCUGAUUUAAUGUGGGUUUUGCACAAUAUUAUAUAUUUCUUAUAUUCAUAAAUUCUAAGCUAAUUUAUCAGGUUUGUUCCAAUACUUUACUUGCCGGUUGGAUAGAGACAUUAGGCUGUAAAGCUUCUCUAGUCUUUAGCAGUGAUUCCCAAGCUGUAGCUCUCCGGCUGCUGCAAAACUACAUGCAUGCCACAGGCUGUCAGGGCAUAUUCUGAGGGGGAGUUUCCUAACCAGGGUGCCUCCAGCUGUUGCAAAACUACAUGCAUGCCACAGGCUGUCAGGGCAUAUUCUGAGGGGGAGUUUCCUAACCAGGGUGCCUCCAGCUGUUGCAAAACAACUCCCAGCAUGCCCGAACAGCCGAAGGCUGUCCGGGCAUGCUGGGAAUUGUAGUUUUGCAACAGCUGGAGGCACCCUGGUUGGGAAACACUGCUCUAAUAUGUCGUUUUUGCAACAACUAGAGAGCUAUAGCUCUAGUUUUUUUUGUUUUUUGUUACUGAGGCUUUUGUAAUAAUAGUAAUCUGUUCCUGUUCUGAAGUU
Messenger RNA from Hyla sarda, 4855 nucleotides. It is a transcript of the gene NOSIP, whose product is annotated as nitric oxide synthase interacting protein. The coding region runs from base 232 to 1131 and encodes 299 amino acids. Gene Ontology annotation, molecular function: ubiquitin protein ligase activity. Lineage: Eukaryota; Metazoa; Chordata; Amphibia; Anura; Hylidae. The record is from RefSeq and is a predicted model, not a curated record. Gene Ontology annotation, cellular component: nucleus. The transcript is spliced from 9 exons.